Messenger RNA from Emericellopsis atlantica, 1410 nucleotides. Its product is annotated as alpha/beta hydrolase. The record is from RefSeq and is a predicted model, not a curated record. The coding region runs from base 157 to 1017 and encodes 286 amino acids. NCBI's taxonomy places the organism in Eukaryota, Fungi, Ascomycota, Sordariomycetes, Hypocreales, Bionectriaceae. Gene Ontology annotation, molecular function: catalytic activity. The transcript has a single exon.
UGCCCGUAGAAAAGAGUGACGUUGAGGUGGACCCGCGCCCUGCGCAAGACAUACCCAGUGGAGGGUCUCUGGAUCUACUAAUAGGCAUUUAGCCCUCUGUUCUUCAUGGCUAUUGUCAACUUAUUUCUUCUUCAAACAGGACUCUAGAGGGCCACCAUGGACAUCUUGGCAACUCACCAUGUUCUCAUCAACAACACCCGCAUAGCCUAUGGUGUAUACGGCCAAGGCGAACCCAUAGUACUCCUUCAUGGCACCCCGUCAUCCUCUCUGAUUUGGCGAAAUAUUGUCCCAUCUCUCGUUUCCGCGGGGUACAAAGUGCACCUGUUUGACUUGCUGGGUUUUGGACUAUCCGAGCGCCCCUGGGAUCCGUCAGUCGACACGUCUAUUUCAGGCCAAGUCCCGAUCCUCGAGGGCUUGUUGCAACAUUGGGAACUCGAAACGACACACGUUGCUGCUCAUGACAUUGGCGGAGCCGUCGCCCAACGUUUCGCUGUUUUCAACCCACAGCGUGUGCGCUCACUGACACUGGUCGAUGUUGUGUCAUUUGACAGUUACCCAUCGAAGCGUACCCGAGAGAUGCAGGGCGGACUUGCCAACAUCACGAGGGCCCCUGUCGAAGAGCACGAACGUCGCUUCAGGGACUGGCUGCUCUCGGCUGUGCACAAUCAAGACCAGUUCGCUUCGUCAAGCCUCGAUACCUAUCUCGGCUACAUCUGCGGCCCUGUCGGCCAGGCGAGCAUCUUUCAGCAUCAGAUUGAGCACUACGAUCCAAAGCACACCAUGGAGAUCGCAGACAAAAUGCAGGUUCUCGGGCAAUUGCCGGUCAAGUUGAUCUGGGGCGCGGAGGAUAGCUGGCAGGUGACGGACUGGGCUCACAAGCUUCAUGCAGCCAUCCCGGGAUCUGAUCUCAGUAUCGUGGAAGACUGUGGGCAUUUCUCGCUCGAAGACCAGCCAGUGAAGAUCGCGGAGCUGUUGACCAAAUUCCUGGCACAGGCGAGACAAACAGGAGAUAGAUGAGAGCCUGCGGCAGUCAAAUUGUUCGUACUUCCUUGAGCCUCAUACAAUCCGUUGCGACAAUGAAUCCGAUUCAAGGUAUGAGCCAGCUGAAACACUUUCUGUUGCCUUCUCAUUCGACGACGCUUUAACGCAAAUUAGUUACAAUCUGCCCCAGAAACAGAAGAGCUGCCGGAGCUCACAAAACUGUAGGCCGCAGCACACUCAAGGUCCGCGGUUGAGUGGUUGAGCCUCGUCGUGUCGCCAGUCAUGUUUGCAUUCGGGACCCCAAGGUGACAUCCAUAGCGCCAUUGUGACCAAGAAGUUAUGCACAAGUACACACGCGCUGUCCACAAAGGUGACCCGGGCAGAGGCACAUGUGAGGUUGCAGGGUCUCGUUUGCUGGCCUGGUCAUAG